AUGAAGUUCCAACCCAUAGUUACUCUACUUCCUGUCGUGUUACCCUUGGCGCAUGGUGCACCUGCUCGUAGGGAUACCCCCAACCCCGAUCUUCGAGGAACCAACUCCCUAGUUGGAUAUUCGCCAGACAACAGUGGUGGCAGCGACUCGCGACCCGACAUCAAGUAUACUCUUGUUCCUGAACAAAAGGAAGAUCCCGAAAUCGGGUCUCACCUAGAUUUCGUGAAAGCCGAUAAUCCCCAGCCGAUCCGUGGUUCCACGGGUUCUGAUGAUCCUGGUCCGAGAAACUAUUAUUAUGAUAGAAUUAAUAGUGACAAGCUUGCACCUCCCGGAACUGACCAUGGACAGACAAUUAAUGCGCAGUGGCCGAUGGGAUUGAGCCAUAACAGACUUGGAAUAGAUGGAGCUGGUUGGGCCCGCCAAGAGAACACCAACGUGAUGCCGGACGCGACGCUCAUGGCAGGUGUCGAUAUGCGCCUGGCGCCUGCCGGCUACCGCGAGCUUCACUGGCAUGUGGCCGCCGAAUGGUCCCUGGUACUCAAUGGAUCGUGUCGAAUUCAGGCUGUGAACGAGAACGGGGAGACAUUUAUCGACGAUGUUACUGCUGGGGAUGUGUGGUUUUUCCCACCUGGCCUUCCUCAUUCUAUUCAAGCUCUUGACGAUGGAGUCGAGUUCCUUCUAGUCUUUGACGAUGGAGACUUUAGUGAGGAUAAUACAUUCCUUGCAACAGAGGUCUUCCUCCACACCCCGAGAGAGGUCCUCUCGAAGAACUUCGGCGUCGACGUAUCAGCCUUUGGCAAGAUCCCGGACGACGAACUAUAUAUUUUCAAGGGCACGCCUGCCCCAGCUGACAUCGAGGAACAGAAUGUGACAACAACUGCCGGUCUCAUCCCUCGCGCCAAGAGCUACUCGUAUCAUUUCUCCGAGCAGCCGGCCCACGAAGUCGCCGGUGGUUCAGUCAAGAUCGUUGACCCGCUCACUUUCCCUAUCGCUAGCAACUUCUCCGCUGCUAUUGUUACUGUUCAUCCGGGCGGCAUGCGUGAAAUUCACUGGCAUCCAACUAGUGACGAAUGGACUUUCUUUAUUUCGGGUCAAGGGCGAGCGACGCUUUUCACUGCUCCUGACUCUGCGACGACGUUUGAUUAUAGUGGUGGUGAUGUUGGGUACUUCCCAAAGUCUAAUAGCCAUUAUAUUGAGAACACCGGUGAUGAAGACUUGGUCUUUGUGGAGGUUCUCCAGGCGCCUGAAUUCACAGAUAUGGCUCUUGGCCAAUGGAUCGCGUCCACGCCGAAACAAAUUGUUUCGGAUACACUCAAUCUCAGCGAUGAUAUGCUUAACAACCUGAAGACCGAGAAGCAGUACGUUGUCGGUGGUACUAGCAACUAG
This is a messenger RNA of Penicillium mononematosum, 1386 nucleotides long. Its product is annotated as putative oxalate decarboxylase. The transcript is spliced from 8 exons. Lineage: Eukaryota; Fungi; Ascomycota; Eurotiomycetes; Eurotiales; Aspergillaceae. The coding region runs from base 1 to 1386 and encodes 461 amino acids. The record is from RefSeq and is a predicted model, not a curated record. Gene Ontology annotation, biological process: oxalate metabolic process.